CCGGGAGAUGACGCAGGGGGUCGCGGGGAGGUGACGUGCGCGGUGCGCGGGGACCGGAGGGGAAGAUGGCGGAGUAUCUGGCGUCCAUCUUCGGUACCGAGAAGGACAAGGUUAACUGCUCAUUUUACUUUAAGAUCGGGGCGUGUCGCCAUGGAGACCGAUGCUCACGACUUCACAACAAGCCCACCUUCAGCCAGACGAUUGCUCUGCUCAACAUUUACCGGAAUCCGCAGAACUCUUCGCAAUCGGCAGAUGGACUGCGCUGUGCUGUGAGCGAUGUGGAGAUGCAGGAACAUUACGAUGAGUUCUUUGAGGAAGUCUUCACAGAGAUGGAAGAGAAGUACGGGGAGGUGGAGGAGAUGAAUGUGUGUGAUAAUUUGGGAGACCACCUAGUGGGGAAUGUCUAUGUCAAGUUCCGCCGGGAGGAAGAUGCGGAGAAGGCUGUGAAGGAUCUAAAUAAUCGCUGGUUUAAUGGUCAGCCUAUUCAUGCAGAACUCUCUCCGGUUACUGAUUUUCGGGAGGCCUGCUGUCGCCAAUAUGAGAUGGGGGAAUGCACACGUGGUGGCUUCUGUAACUUUAUGCACCUGAAACCCAUUUCCCGGGAGCUGCGGCGAGAACUGUACGGCCGGCGCAGGAAGAAGGACAGACCGCAGGGCAGAGUAGAAAUAAACAAACAUCGUUCUCGCUCCAGAUCUCGUGAACGCCGCUCUCGUUCCAGAGACCGUGGGCGAGGAGGAGGAGGAGGCGGCGUUGGUGGUGGAGGAGGUGGAGGCCGCGAUAGAGAUCGACGGAGGUCUAGGGACCGUGAGAGAUCGGGUCGUUUCUGAGCUGCUGUUUUUAUUCCGUGUUUGGGAAGGUUCCAGUUGGUCGGGGUGGGGGCUCUGCGCUCAGCAGCUGUGGGUUAGGGGAUUUUUUUCAUUGCAUUUCAUUUGUUUUUGUUUUUUUAAGCUGGGCUUCUGAUUAAACAUUUGUAGUGAUCCAGUAAUACUGAA
Messenger RNA from Pseudophryne corroboree (corroboree frog), 992 nucleotides. RefSeq names its product U2 small nuclear RNA auxiliary factor 1 (gene U2AF1). Gene Ontology annotation, biological process: mRNA splicing, via spliceosome. Gene Ontology annotation, cellular component: U2AF complex; spliceosomal complex. Gene Ontology annotation, molecular function: metal ion binding; pre-mRNA 3'-splice site binding. The transcript has 9 exons. NCBI's taxonomy places the organism in Eukaryota, Metazoa, Chordata, Amphibia, Anura, Myobatrachidae. Bases 66 to 827 code for a protein of 253 amino acids. The record is from RefSeq and is a predicted model, not a curated record.